Molecule: messenger RNA, 583 nt
Organism: Cydia strobilella
Lineage: Eukaryota; Metazoa; Arthropoda; Insecta; Lepidoptera; Tortricidae
Product: larval cuticle protein LCP-17-like
Exons: 4
Coding region: 23-583 (186 amino acids)
Cellular component (GO): chitin-based extracellular matrix
Molecular function (GO): structural constituent of chitin-based larval cuticle
Source: RefSeq, a predicted model, not a curated record
CUCCGGCGGCCGAACUUGCAAAAUGAAAUUCUUUAUUGUCCUCGCUCUGGCCGCGGCCUGCGCCGCUGACCGCAACGCUGACAGAGCCGCCCAGAUCGUGAGGUCCGACUCCGAGGUCAACCCUGACGGCUUCUCGUAUGCCUAUGAGACCAGCAACGGAAUCGUCGAAAGCGCCAACGGCAUCAUUAAGGACCCUAACUCUGAAUACCCGGCCCUAGCGGUUAAUGGAGACUUUAGCUACCCUGGCGACGAUGGCAAAAUCUACCGUAUCACCUACGUGGCUGAUGAGAAUGGCUACCAGCCCCAGGGAGAGCAUCUGCCCACGCCGCCGCCAGUACCUGAGCAGAUUGCCCGUGCCCUGGCGUACUUGGCAACGCAACCUCAACCCGAAAACAAGUUCCAGCAAGGACCUGGAGCCCGCUUCCCCGCUCCUUCUGCCCGCUUCCCUGCUCCUUCUGCUCGCUUCCCCGCCCCGGCUCCUCCUGCACGCUUCCCCGCCCCCGCUUCUGCGCGCUUCCCCGCCCAAUCCGCAUUCGGCAAAACCUCACGCAAAUUCCCUAGCAACAGUCCAUUCAGGUUCUAG